Messenger RNA from Morus notabilis, 1231 nucleotides. Its product is annotated as ribose-phosphate pyrophosphokinase 4. Gene Ontology annotation, molecular function: ribose phosphate diphosphokinase activity; magnesium ion binding. The record is from RefSeq and is a predicted model, not a curated record. The transcript has 7 exons. Gene Ontology annotation, biological process: purine nucleotide biosynthetic process; 5-phosphoribose 1-diphosphate biosynthetic process. Gene Ontology annotation, cellular component: ribose phosphate diphosphokinase complex; cytoplasm. Lineage: Eukaryota; Viridiplantae; Streptophyta; Magnoliopsida; Rosales; Moraceae. The coding region runs from base 72 to 1025 and encodes 317 amino acids.
UAUACAAGUGUACACGAUUCCUUCCAAAAUCUCGGUCUGCGACUGGUUUUUGGUUCUUCUCCUUAACGGCAAUGGAAAAGUCUCAGAAGAAGCGGGUUUACCUCUUCUACUGUUCCGAGUGUGAAGACCUUGCCCAGAAAGUUGCUUCUCAGUCCGACUUCAUCACUCUUCAGACCAUCAAAUGGAGGAGUUUUGAUGAUGGGUUUCCCAACAUUUUUAUAAACAAUGCACAAGAACUCAGAGGUCAACAUGUUGCCUUUCUGGCAUCCUUCAGCUCCCAAGGAGUUAUCUUCGAACAGCUUUCCGUUAUAUAUGCACUGACGCGACUUUUUGUUGCCUCCUUCACUUUGGUAUUGCCUUUUUUUCCAACUGGUUCUUUUGAGCGUAUGGAAGAAGAAGGGGAUGUAGCUACUGCUUUUACCCUUGCCAGGAUGUUGACAAAUAUUCCAAUUUCAAGAGGAGGCCCAACUAGUUUGGUCGUAUACGAUAUACAUGCUUUGCAGGAAAGGUUUUACUUUGGGGACCAUGUUUUGCCUUUGUUUGAGACAGGCAUUCCUCUCUUAAAGCAACGCCUGCACAAGCUUCCUGAUUCCGACAAGAUAGUUGUUGCCUUUCCCGAUGAUGGUGCUUGGAAAAGAUUUCACAAGCAGUUGGAUCAUUUUCCCACGGUGGUAUGCAAUAAGGUUCAUGAAGGGGAUAAGAGGAUAGUUCGGAUCAAGGAGGGUAAUCCCGCUGGUUACCAUGUCGUGAUUGUUGAUGAUUUGGUCCAAUCAGGAGGGACACUUAUUGAGUGCCGGAAAGUAUUGGUGGCUCAUGGUGCGGCCAAGGUUAGUGCCUACGUGACUCACGGCGUCUUCCCUAAGCGUUCAUGGGAGCAGUUCACACACAAAGAUGGCUUGGAGAAGGCAUUUACCUACUUCUGGAUCACAGAUUCUUGUCCGCUUACAGUCAAAGCCAUCGCAAACAGAGCUCCUUUCGAAGUUUUAAGCCUUGCAGGAUCCAUUUCCGAAGCUCUACAAACUUGAAAAUGUCUUUGCAAGACUUCAGGAAAAUAGUGGGAAAAUCCUGCACAAUGCAUGAUUUCUUGAGAACAAAAGACGUUGUGUAUGGCCGCUUCUGUAGUUGAAGCCUAUUUAUUAACAAUUUCUUUCACUAAUUUUAGCCAUAAUUAACACUGGUUUGCUCCUUGGAAUUGCUCUCAUUGUAAAUGCCUAAAUAAAUUCUCUUUUAA